This is a messenger RNA of Fukomys damarensis (Damara mole-rat), 7341 nucleotides long. It is a transcript of the gene Med8, whose product is annotated as mediator complex subunit 8. The transcript is spliced from 7 exons. The record is from RefSeq and is a predicted model, not a curated record. Gene Ontology annotation, cellular component: mediator complex; core mediator complex. Gene Ontology annotation, molecular function: RNA polymerase II cis-regulatory region sequence-specific DNA binding; transcription coregulator activity. The coding region runs from base 272 to 1105 and encodes 277 amino acids. Lineage: Eukaryota; Metazoa; Chordata; Mammalia; Rodentia; Bathyergidae. Gene Ontology annotation, biological process: regulation of transcription by RNA polymerase II.
UCUUGGGCCUAGUGGCAGCUAGUUAGCUUCGGGAAUCGGGACCGAGAGUGGGCUGGCUAAGACGAUUGAGUCGUUGCAGAGCCCACAGCUUUGAGGGAAAGCAGAAUGGGAAGAAAGAGGCGAGGUCAGCUGGACCGCGAGAGGCGCAGAUGAGAGGUGGUUGAACCCGGGUGAUAGGAGAGGGAUAGUCUCGUCUAAGUCGAGAUGAAGAAGGCAGCACAGACUUGCUUGCGUGUGAGAAUGGAUCCAGUUGUCAUGUGAGAAAGCUGAGAUGCAGGCGAAGAAAAGACGGCUCAAGAAAGUGAGGGAGGAGAAGCAGCUUGAGGCAUCAUUAGAUGCACUGCUGAGUCAAGUGGCUGAUCUGAAGAACUCACUGGGGAGUUUCAUUUAUAAGUUGGAGAACGAGUACGACCGGUUGACCUGGCCCUCUGUCCUGGAUAGCUUUGCAUUGCUGUCUGGACAGUUGAACACUUUGAACAAAGUCUUGAAGCAUGAGAAGACACCACUGUUCCGUAACCAGGUCAUUAUCCCUCUGGUGUUGUCCCCAGACCGAGAUGAAGAUCUCAUGCGGCAGACUGAAGGACGAGUGCCUGUUUUCAGCCACGAAGUGGUCCCUGACCAUCUGAGAACCAAGCCUGACCCUGAAGUUGAAGAGCAGGAGAAGCAACUGACAACAGAUGCUGCCCGCAUUGGUGCUGAUGCAGCUCAGAAGCAGAUCCAGAGCUUGAAUAAAAUGUGCUCAAACCUUCUGGAGAAAAUCAGCAAAGAGGAGCGAGAAUCAGAGAGUGGAGGUCUUCGGCCAAACAAACAGACCUUUAACCCUGCAGACACCAAUGCCUUGGUGGCAGCUGUUGCCUUUGGGAAAGGGCUGUCUAAUUGGAGACCUUCAGGAAGCAGUGGGCCAGGCCAGCCCAGCCAGCCAGGAGCUGGGACAAUUCUUGCAGGAACUUCUGGACUACAGCAAGUACAGAUGGCAGGAACUCCAAGCCAGCAACAGCCAAUGCUCAGUGGGGUGCAGAUGGCUCAAGCAGGUCAACCAGGCAAAAUGCCAAGUGGAAUAAAAACCAACAUCAAGUCUGCCUCAAUGCAUCCAUAUCAGCGGUGAGUGUCAAUGGCAGCCUCCUAGGUGACCUUGGCAGAGUUGGGCAGUGAAAUUGUCCUUGCUCAAGGCUCACCUACAUGGGUACAGUAAAAAGAAUAUGGCUUUCAGCAACAGACAGAUCCCAGCUCCACCAGUGACUAGCUUUCUGACCUUGGGAAAGUGGCCUAAUUUUUCUGAGUUUUGUGAGCCUGUUUUCUCAUUUGUAAAUGGUGGCAAUACCUACCUCAUAGGGUUGUUGUGAGGAUUGAAAUGAGAAAAUGAAUGUAAAACACUUAGCACAGCAUAUGAAGUAAUAGACAUUCAAUAAAAGAAAGUUUCUGUAGCCACUUCUCCACCUUGCCCUCCACAGUCCAAAACUUACCCUGAUUGUAUACUGCUCAAUGCUAAUGGUUAGCUGAUGGGCACAGGAUCAAAUAAGUCUAUGCUUAUUUUGUGCUGCCAGAAACUAGCAGCUGGUAUAUCCCUGGUGGGACAUUGUUUCUUUAGACCCUCCUGCCCAGGUUUCAUCCUGCUGUCCCUCUAAGCUGCAGGAGGAGACUUCUGGACCAGGUUAAACAUCCACUUAGAGCUGGGCCUGCACUCCGGUCCGUCCUCUGGAAACCAGUUCACACUUCCCUAGGUAAAAGUCCCCAUCCUUUAUCCCACCCUUACACAUGAAGGAAAAUGUGAAGGGGCCAGUAGUUGGGCACUUUCUCAGGCAGUGGCUCUGCCAGGCAGAACUGUAUGAGAAAGGCUUUUCUGUAGCAUAUGUAAAGCCCCUUUUUCCUCUGGGCUUAUUUUUCUUAAUUUGGGGGCAGCAGAAAACUGCACUUAAUAUUGUCUUUUAUUGGGGUUUAGUUGUCCUCAUAAUAGUGGUUAGUUCCUCCACUGUAAUCAGGAUGGCUUUCCUCUAUUUCACUAAGCCUAUGGCUCAGAUAAGAGUCAGAUACAUGAUAGGAGAGGUGGCCUACUCUUAUAAGGUUGAAGAGCAGAGUGGCUGGACAGUACCUGUCUCAAUACUCCACUGUAGGUGUGGGCAGGGGUUGAGUCAGCAGAAGUGUACCUAAAAAUUUCUUUAUUAAAUAAAGUUAUUUAAAUCGCUAUUCACUGGCUCAGGGUUGUCUCACAGCAAUUUAUGACAGAGCUAAUACAGGGAUGAGAAACACUUUCAUUGGUGCUUCAAGGCAAUUCUGAUUUAUUCUCCAUAUAAUGUUUCCUUAUUUUUAAUGAGCUUUGACCUAGAAAGCCUGAGAUUUCCUUCCAACUUAUGCUUUAAAGCUGCGUCUUUUCUGUUCUCUUCUGUUACACAUUGGUACUUUGGCUUUUGCUCCAUAUUAGGCAGUAUUCUGCCAGGCUGUGGCAGCAGAGGCUUGGAAAAGUGAUCCCAGAUAUUUGUUACCGCCACUUCUGUCCCAUCGAGGCCAGGAUGGUGUUUCACAAAGCUCUGAUUACAAUACACUGCAGCAGGGGUGUCCUGUCACAAGCCCCAAGACAGCACCACAUCGUCCCCUGCUUAAAUAGUCAGACCCAGCAGCCCAUUUCGGUGUUAACUUCUCGCCUUUUCCCUUCCCAACUGGAAAUGUCAGAGCUAACCGGGGAUAUUGGGUAGAGCCCCAGCUGUAGUUCUCUGAAACCGCUCUAGUAGCUUUUGGUGACUGCUGUUCUUUGCUCUACCCAAAGUUUCUUUGUUUUCCCUGCCUGAUACUGACCUCAUUCCCAAUAUACUAUUGAAAUGGACUCUGUCUUCUGGGACCAGGAAUAUCUUUCCCCAACAGGAACAAAUCCAGGACAUCACCUACAUCUUACGCAUUCAAGCAAACACUUUUAAUACCAGGGAUGCUUAUGCUUCAAUAUUUGUUACUCUGCAUAUGCUCUCAUUUCCACCCUACCUCAGAAAAACCACCCCUGGGUACACAGACCUCUUGCAUCUCCCACCUUGGGGCCCAUAAAACCUCAGUGGAGAGAAUGUAACUCCCACCCCUAGCACUCAGUCCCUUGGGAGGAGAUGUUUAUGGCGUUUCCUUUGAAGAAGACAUGACCUACUCAGAUAGUGGAUAUGUAAAAAGGUUAUUCUUGCCCUACACCGGCAGUGUGCCUCUUCCUGACUUCCCCAUUCUGUUUGGAGAUUGUGUUCUCUCCUACCUUUGGCCUCUGGAGAAAGAGAUUCUCUCAGAUUUUGUUCUGGAUGGAGAAAAGCAGAGCUGUGAAACCUCAAACACAGUUCACCCCUCUGAAGGUAAAAGCUUGUCAGAUCAGUGUCAGCUUAGCGCCGAUUGCUUAGGAUUUCUUCUGUAAUCUUCCCUGAGGUUGGUAUUUAAUCAUGGCUGCACAUGCCUUUGCUCAUUGCCCAGCUUACCUCAUCCUCUUCUUAUGUGCAUUGCUGCCCUAUUUAUUAGCUCACCUUACUCAACCAUAUGUUUUUUUUGGAAGAGCUAAGUUAGAUAGGUUGUAGCCAAGUGUCCCUUCUAGCUCCAUAAUGAGUAACAGCAUUAGGCCUUAGCUGGAGGGGAUGUGAUUGCUAAAGGGAAGAGGGUGAACUCUGCAGGAAUGCCCCAGAGCAAGGCCCUUUUCCCACCCCCUUCCCACCUCCCCCAGGCAGCUGGAAACAACCUCUCCCUUUGUUUGAGUUUCUUGUGCAGAAUAAUCCUCCUUACUGACAAUGUAUUCACUGUGUCCUGUGGACACAGGGGCUGUGUGAGCUAAUCCCAGCACCAGGCAGAACGGAGGCUGAAUCCUUCCAAACGCCCACUUGGUCAGCUCCUGAUGACUGUCCAGAGGGACUACUAAGGAGUGACUAUUUUCUUCCAUUUGUUUUAGAUAUGGGGGGAUGCCUUUGGUAGUUUUGCAGUAGUAGGAAUAGGGCAGGAACUGUAAUCCUUUUCUGGUCAGUCCUCAGACACUGAGGGUUUAGUGUCUACUUACGGAUGCUUGAUGUGACUGUUGCCUGGAAGUCUUGAACACACAUGGGCUAGCACUUGAAAAGGAUUUGCCAGCCUGCAGACAGCUUCCUGAUUAGAACAGAAGGCAAACGACCCAUCUGACAUGGCCAUGGAACUUCAUCAUUUCCAACAGAGAGGACAGGCUUCCUGUCUUCUAACUCAUGUUCUUGUUCUUGAACUCCCUGUCACUGAGGCUGCUCUCUCAAUGCAUCACAUGCUUUCAGGUUGUCAGCCACUGUUGGACAGAGCAGCUUCUCCACACACAAUGUGGACAAGGCUCCUGACUUCCCUGUGUCUCAGGUUUCCCCCUUGGGGGAUCCCAGGGACUGUUCCAGCUCGAUCUCUGGCAGUCAUUCCCAAUCCUGCUUAUCCCCAUGCAUUUUUGUUUUAUUUUCCAUACUGCAGGGCCAUGUCAUAUAGACAAGCCAAUGUUUUCCUAGAAUAACGCCUAAGUACAGACUGUUUCCAAAGUUCCCUUGGUUACCUACCACCAACACCCCUCUAGACCACUUCCCUAACAUUGUUCUAGCUUUCACCUCAUUCUCUGGUGUGGAUUCAGCAAAGAGGUAGUAAAUUACUAGAGGCAUGUGGAUAUCAGAAGCCACCUUCUCAAUCCCAGACAUCUCUUUCCUGGACAAGAUGUUUGUACAGACUCCUCCAGAAUAGGCACAAAUUGGGCUGAGAAUUUAGCUCAGCGCCGCCGCUCCUGCCUCAAGUUUAAGGUCCUGAGUUCGAUCCCUGGAACCGAGAAAACAAAACAAAAACCAGAACAGAAGAGGCACAAAUUUAUACUUUUUCUGUAUGACAGUCAGUAACCUAUCUUGCUGGAUCAAAUAUAAAGUAUCCAAGGCAAUUCCUUUUCUUUCUGCAUGCAACUCCAGUGCCUUCCUUCGCCUUCACCCUAAUUCUCUAUAAUGUGUGGUUAUUUUGAUUCUUCAUUAAGUUCUUCCCCUACCCCACACAUAGACCAUCAUUUGUUCAUUUUGCUAAUUUCUCUGGGCUACACCUAUCUUCAUGGCCUGAGUUAAUGUUUUAGUCUCUCUUCCAUGUUAAAAAUCCUUCUUGACCCUGUGUGUCCCCUGUCUGAUUCAUAGGAACGUUCUUGAAUUAAGGAUCCCAUACCACCAUCUUGUCUACUUCCCAUUCCCUUUUCAGCCCCUGUAAUUAGGCUUCUGUUUCCACCAUUCCUCUGAAACUAUAAGAAAUAUGGCUGACCUAUGGCUAAAUCCCAGAGCUUUUUAAAUUUUUCUAUUAGUCUCUCCAUAGCAUUUAACAGUGCUGACCAUUUCUUUAAAGUCUCCUUUCCCUCUCUUGUUUCUGAUGUACAAAUUCUCUUGUUCUCCCACUCUGCCCAUUUGUCCUCUGCAGCUUUUGGACUUCUGCAUUUCUGCCCGCUACUUCAGUGUUGCUAUACUCGAGUCUAGUUCUUGUCCUUAACCCUCUUUUCAUCUUAUGCUACCUUGAUGUCUCUGUGACAACCACCUUCAUACACAUACGCAAGUUUUAUUUUCAGCCCAGACCUCUUUUCUAAGCUGCACAUUUCCAUUGGGUGUCCCUACCUGUGUAAUGCACAUGUACUUCAGGUUCUGCGUAUCCAAAUGUCACCCUUUCCUCCUGCCUAUUUCUCUUCUACUUUUCCUGAACAUCACUUAAGCCAGGACUACGGGAACCAUCCUAUACUAUUCCCUUCCAUAUUCCCAGCUAUCCCCUAAGACCAAUGUGAUACAAAAUCCUAUCAGUUUGUCUCCCCGGUAUCCAUCUAUCCUGUCCUUCAGUUUAGGAUUUGGGGUUUUUUCAAUAAAAAAUUUGUUUAGACUUCCUACCUUAGGUUCUAAGGAUUGUAGCUUGACAGCUUUUUUUUUUGUACCAGGGAUCAAAUGUAGGACCUUCCACUUGUGAGGGAGGCAGUGGCACCACUAAGCUAAAUCCCUGGCCCCUUGGCAGCUCUUUCUAAACUGCAUGUCUGACCACAUUACUCCCUUCAUUAAAAUCCUUUUGAUAGUUCAUUCCUCAUAUUUUUCAAACUGGGGUCCACAUACCUGGUAGAUUUGUCAGGACAGUGUGCCAGUGAUACUGAGAGUCACAUGAUAAAAUCCGCCCUAGAAUGUUCAUUUUACCUGAGGGCAAGUAAUUUAAAAUGGAAUGCAAAUUUAGCAUACACAUAUGCAUUAUGGAGAGGAAAUAGACUUCAAAGAAUUCCUGCAGGUCUGAAUAGCCUCAAACUAAGCCAGCAGAUUCCUUGGAGCCAUUAUAGUUAUAUUUAUUUGUUUUAUUUUUGCCAUUACAUUUACUUCACUGGAAAAGUACUUUAAAUAACUCAGAUUUCCAGGAAAGGCAAAUAAGUUUCUAUGAUCUGGCCCCCUGCCUCCUCCUGAUUUAUCUCCUCUAUUGUCUUGCCACCUACUUAAUUCCAAAAGCCAUCCAGACUGCUUACAGUUUUCCUGAAUGUAAUAGGCUCUUUCAAACCUUCAUUCCUUUAUCUCCACUGUUCCUCUACUUUGCUCUUUUCUGUCUGAUGAAUACCUAAUCAUUGUUGAAAAUUCAGCUCACAAGUAAGUCUCCCUCUGUGAAGCUAACAUUCCUGUCUCUCCAAAACCCAAUACUACUCCCAGCAGGAAAAGUCAAUUAACUCCUCCUUUAUGUCCCAUUUUGGUGUUGUGUACAGACUUACUCUAGCUUCCGCCACACAUUACUGUCCUGCAGGUUCAAGCACCCUGAGCCGUCAAGAGUUUGAAUUACAGUUCUUCCACCUGAGAACUAUGUGAUUGUUGGCAAGAUAAAGUGUGUGUCUGGUAUAUCAUAAACGCUGCCAAUAGUGGUGCUACUAUUAUUAUUUUUAUUAUGAUUUUACUUUGGAGGAGUAAUAUAGAACACCAUUUUGGUUGAAAGAGCAGGCUCUAGUGCCAGAUUUCUUGGGUUCAACUCCUAGUCCCCACCACUGUGUGCCCUUGGGCAAGUUAGUUAUCUCUGCUUCCAUUUCCUUAUUCCUGUGGAUGAUGAUAACGGCUAUUUCAUAGGGUUGCUGUGAGUUUUUAAGCAGGUUAAUAUAUAGAGAUUACCUGACAAUAAGAAAAGCUCAGUACACAUCAGUCAUCCGUAGGAUGGCAGCUAGAAAUUUGCUAUCAGUUAUUUAAAUAAAUGAUUGACUCCUCUAAGAUUUUGCAACCUUUCCUUCCUUACGCAGCUCCCCUGUUCCAGCGUUUCACCUCUUGUGCCAGUUUCAUUCCUCACUCUUUAUCUGGCAACUAGUGCAGAGCAGGCACUGGAACCUUUUUGGACGAACAUGAUGAAUCAAUCUUGAAUCUAGUUUUUUUUUUUUUU